CGCCACAAAAGCGCACCUCUCGCCCCUCCCAAACCAUAUUCAAGCACCAGAAAAACCACACACUCCGCCAAAAUGUUGAUCAAGGUCCGAACACUCACCGGAAAGGAGAUCGAGCUGGAUAUCGAGCCGGACUACAAGGUCUCCCGGAUAAAGGAGCGCGUCGAAGAAAAGGAGGGUAUCCCACCCGUCCAGCAGCGUCUUAUCUUCGGUGGCAAGCAGAUGGCGGAUGACAAGACGGCCUCAGAAUAUAACCUCGAGGGUGGCGCCACACUUCAUCUCGUGCUCGCGCUGCGUGGAGGAUGCGAUGCGAUGUAAACCGUUAUGCCCUUUUAGAUACCACAUUUCCAUUCCAGCAAUACGAUCGAGUUGAGAACUACCCCGGCAGUGAGCACUUGCAUUUGAGAUAUGGCUUACACCUGACGUGUUGCAUACUUUGUGGGUUGGAUGCAUACAGGCGUCACUAAUC
Messenger RNA from Penicillium pulvis, 466 nucleotides. RefSeq names its product NEDD8 family protein RUB1. The transcript is spliced from 4 exons. Bases 73 to 315 code for a protein of 80 amino acids. Gene Ontology annotation, molecular function: ubiquitin protein ligase binding; protein tag activity. Gene Ontology annotation, cellular component: cytoplasm; nucleus. Gene Ontology annotation, biological process: modification-dependent protein catabolic process; regulation of proteolysis; protein neddylation. The record is from RefSeq and is a predicted model, not a curated record. NCBI's taxonomy places the organism in Eukaryota, Fungi, Ascomycota, Eurotiomycetes, Eurotiales, Aspergillaceae.